Coturnix japonica (Japanese quail) is the source of this 4065-nucleotide messenger RNA. RefSeq names its product egl-9 family hypoxia inducible factor 1 (gene EGLN1). NCBI's taxonomy places the organism in Eukaryota, Metazoa, Chordata, Aves, Galliformes, Phasianidae. The record is from RefSeq and is a predicted model, not a curated record. Gene Ontology annotation, cellular component: cytoplasm; nucleus. Gene Ontology annotation, biological process: peptidyl-proline hydroxylation to 4-hydroxy-L-proline; cellular response to hypoxia. Gene Ontology annotation, molecular function: peptidyl-proline 4-dioxygenase activity; L-ascorbic acid binding; ferrous iron binding.
CGGGGGCCGCGGCGAGCCGGGCGGCCAUGAUGCAGUGAGCGCCGCUCCCAGCGCGGCCGGGCGGGGGCCCGCGUAGCGCCGCUCCCGCCCGCCUCCUUACAUAACGAGCGGCGGAGCGGGGCUGCGGCCGCACCAGCAGCGCCAUGGCGAAUGACAGCGGCGGCGGCGCCGGACAGGGCGGCGGCGGCAGUAGCAGCGGCGGAGGUGGCAGCGGCGGCGGCAGCAGCAGCAGCGAGCGGGACCGGCAGUACUGCGAGCUGUGCGGGAAGAUGGAGAACCUGCUGCGGUGCGGGCGCUGCCGCAGCUCGUUCUACUGCAGCAAGGAGCACCAGCGGCAGGACUGGAAGAAGCACAAGCUCAUCUGCCGCGGGGGAGGCGCGGCGGGCGCGGCAGGGGGCGCUGUAGAGCCUCGCGGCGCUCAGCCCCCGCCGCCCCGCGCUCACGGCUCCCGCAGCGCACGCGGCGCCUGCGGCCGCACGGAGCAGGAGGCGGCCAAGGGAGCCGCGCCGGGCCCCGAGCCCCACGGAGAGGCCGCCCCGCAGGACGACGAGCGCGUCGCGGCCGCCGGGGGCGGAGAGGCGGCGGCCACGGCCCCGGCUCCCGCCACGGAGGCGGUGUCGCUGUACCGGGACAAGUCGAACCUGUACCCGGGCGGCGUACAGGCGGGGCCCGGCGGGGCCGCCUUGCGUCCCAACGGGCAGACCAAGUCGCUGGUGCCGCAGCGGCUGGCGCUGGAGUACAUCGUGCCCUGCAUGAACAAGCACGGCAUCUGCGUGGUAGACGACUUCCUGGGCAAAGAGCUGGGCGGGCUGGUGGCCCAAGAAGUGCGAGCCCUGCAUCACACCGGCCGCUUCACCGACGGGCAGCUGGUCAGCCAGAAGAGCGACUCCUCCAAGGACAUCCGCGGCGACAAGAUCACCUGGGUGGAGGGCAAGGAGCCGGGCUGCCAGACCAUCCGCCUGCUCAUGAACAGCAUGGACGAUCUCAUCCGCCACUGCAACGGCAAGCUGGGCAACUACCGCAUCAACGGCAGGACGAAAGCCAUGGUGGCUUGUUACCCAGGCAAUGGGACAGGAUAUGUGCGCCAUGUUGAUAACCCAAACGGAGAUGGAAGAUGUGUUACAUGUAUAUAUUAUCUUAAUAAAGACUGGGAUGCCAAGGUAAGUGGAGGCAUCCUUCGGAUAUUUCCAGAAGGUAAAGCCCAAUUUGCUGACAUUGAACCCAAGUUUGAUAGACUUUUAUUCUUCUGGUCUGAUCGCCGCAACCCUCAUGAAGUACAGCCAGCAUUUGCUACAAGGUACGCAAUAACAGUGUGGUAUUUUGACGCAGAUGAAAGAGCACGAGCUAAAGUAAAAUAUCUAACAGGUGAAAAAGGUGUGAGGGUUGAACUUAAUAAACCUUCUGACUCGGUUGGGAAAGGCGUUUUAUAAGCCUUUGUUUUAGCCACUCCUCUUGCUAUUCUCCCUGAGAAACCUUGAUGCUAUCUGUUAACUUUUGAAUGUGAAUAACAAGGUAAAGGAAAAUCAACAACAAACCAACGUUUUAAUAAAGAAGCAUACAGUGUUUCCAUGUUGCAUCAAAUAGAAGAUUUUUUUGACUGCUGAAGCAUUGUACUACGUGAUUGUCACUCCAGGCCUGUGACUGCUUAUGUGAAGAAGAUAAGCAAUCAGUAAGGAGCAACAUAUGCAUCUGGACAUAAUCAAGUGCCCUACAUAGAAUUUGUUCAUCCUUAUAUUUUGCCAGACCUGUCAUCCAGCUGAAUCGAAUUAAUCACUCCUUUUUUUAUAUGGUCAAAGUUUGAAUUUUGGGUAAUUUUUGUACGACCAGGUACAGUUUAUCAAAAUUGAGUCUUAAAAAAAAAAAAAAAAAAGAAAAACAGAAAAAAAAAAAGAAAAAAAAGAAAAAAAAAAUCUACAGUAUUCUCCAAAAUAACAUGAAUCUAUUUUUGUAAAACUGUUCAUACUGUUCUCCUCUGCCAUGAAAGACCUAACGUAAGGGUUGCCAGUAACUGAUAAUCACUUUAAUUUUCUUUACACCUUAAGUCAGAGAAGGAGCACUUUAAUUACCAGCUAAAAACCUGAUUGUUUUAUAUCAUAUCUCACACUAAUCUUAACUUUUAAAGAUUGCUGCUGUAUUGUUGUUUUGUUUUUUUUUUGACUGUGUCCUCUUGAACCUUAUUAACAGAAGCAAAUCAAUAUCUUGCUAUUAGUAACAUUCAGCUUGUGGUUUUGUGCGUUGAAUCCACAGAGGGGAAGUUUCGGUCUCUGUUUUUUGUUUUGUUCUGUUUUUAAGUGACUGGCACUAAGUGAACUCGACACUAUCGGUUGCUGUCAUUGGCUUUGGGGACCUGGUGAAUACCAUCAAGUUACAAGAACAUACAAGGGCUUUCCUAGGCUAUUAGAGGUACCCAGAACCUCCUUAUGUACUUGACAGGAAUUUUGAGCUUUCUCCCUUUUCUAUAGAAUACUCGCCAUCCCCCUUUCCUUUGUAUGUAAGUUAAUAGAAUAUCUAGAACUCACUCUGAAAAAACAAAAACUUGUCCUUUCCAAACGUUGCUGUCCCGUGCAGCCUUUCAGUAAGUUGACACCUUGAUCUACCAUAUAGGCUCAAGGAAAUGUUCAGCACACUGAAGGUGAAGCGCAUCACUGUAGGCUCCUUCUGCAGUACAUCUUUGGAUUCUCACUGUGCUGAAGGAUUUCCCCAGAUAGGCACUUGCCUCUGAUCAGCACUGAGACACACAUUUAAGUAAGAAAACCUUUGCUUUCUUCUUUUUCUUUUUUUUUUUAUGGAGAAGGGGACAUCACAGAAUAAAAGUGACAUGCAGGAAUUUAGGUGUUUUAAUUUUUGAGAGAUAGAUGGUUUGGACACUGUUUUCUUUUUUUCUUUUUUCCUCUGAGCUUUAAAAGCUUCAGAAGACAAAAGCAAACCUAUAAAAGACUGCAUUCAUAUAUAUAGGAGUUAGGGGGUUGAUCAACUAACCCACUGCAGUUUUCUACCUGUCCCUUAUUUCCUUAUUAGCCAAAACAAUGUGAGUGUACAGAAAUAUUUCUGUAUAUACUACAACUUGUGACAAUUUUAGCAUCUGUAUAGUUUGUAUUCAAUUAGAGACCUUUUCUAUGGAAAGCUCAGUAAUUUUUUAUUAAAAAGAUUACUAUUGUUCAUGUAAAACAUGAAAAAAAAAGCUAAUUGUUUAGUAACAAACUGACAGAAGGGGGAAAAAAUUCAGUACCGGUAUAUCAUUUAGGAGAACCAAUGGAAAUCCCAGUUUGGUUUUGAUUUUGCCUUUUCUUUAACACGUUCUUGCCCUUUGCAAUUUUCUUCCUCUUUCCUCAUUUCUUCCCAGAGAAAAAUUCGAACAGAUAGGAUACCUUUACUGUAAGUGCCUCUGCCAACCUGGCCAAGGAGUGCAAAUCUUCGUUACUGUCUGGUCUGCAGCGCAUUUAGGCUAUCAAUGAAAGAAGCGAAAAAGCCACCUCUUUUACUUCAUCUUUAAUACUUCUUUAAUGGAGGUUCGGUUGGUUUUAAUUUAGAAAUGUACAGCAUAAGCCUUUAAACUUAUUUCAGACCCUCUGUAAUUCAAACUUCCGCUGUUAUACGACGUAUCAAAUUCUGAUCACAUUGUAGGUUUGUGCUUGCCAGACGGGUUUAAAAAGUGCUUAAUUUUACGCUCUGUGUAAGUCAUUACCAUAGGGUCAACAAAUCAGGUCAGCCAUUUCUUCAGUGUCCUUUAGAAACUCUUAAUUUCAUGUCGGUCAAAUCUUCAAUCUCGAGCAUCACCAAGCAGCUCCUUGUUUUAAAAACAUUUUUUAAACUGUCUUAUGAUCUGUACGUGUCUAGUCCUGGUUAAAGACAAAGCUUCAUAAUGCUAUUUUUAUUCAUGAUGUUAGCCGGCUGUAAAAUAUGAGACCUCUAUCUAUAGCAGGCAAAGAAAUUCAGGAUUCAUUUACAGGUUGCCUAUAAAGUUGUGUAAUUUGAAAAGCAGUGUUCAUUAUGAAAGAGCUCUCAAGUUGCUUGUAAAGCUAAUCUAAUUAAAAGAAGAUGAUGUAUAAAGGUUCUUGAAAACAA